CAGCUGUUCAAUUUCCAACCAAAUUGGACCAAUUGACUUCUAUCAAGAACAUCCAUUCCUCUCUAUCAAACUACCAGAAAUACAACAUUGAAAGUUGAGUAACGUAACCUUCUCUUCAUCGUCGGGAUCGUUUAAAUAAUUCCGGGGCCUUUAUCCAAAUCGCUUUGUCUAAUCCAAUUACAGUUGAAAGUUUUUCGUGAUUUCCUCUUUCAGUUCGGUAGAAUUCAAAAUCUGAUCAAAGCAUUAAAAUGCAAUCGAUUACUUAAAUCGGUUAAAUUCCUGUAAAAUCACCUGUUUGCCGCUCCAGUUUCUCAAUAAUACAUCAGUUUCUUCUUCAUCGAUCCUUCGUUACAAUUCGAAAACAGUGCUUCAAAAAUAUAGAUCGAAAAUGUCAGGUACAGGGAAGGGCGGGAGCAGCACUUGUUCAGAAGAAGAAGGGAGGAUCGAAGAAGAAAAGAGAAGGAAGAGAAUGAUUUCAAACCGGGAAGCAGCGAGGAGGUCGAGGAUGAAGAAGCAGAAGCUUGUGGCGGACGUGACGGCGGAAAUUGGCAGAUUAGAGGCGGCAAACGGUGAGAUUGCGGUUCAGAUAGAUGAGAUGAGCGAAAAGUAUGCGGUUGUAGCUGGCCAGAACAGUGUUCUGAGAGCUCAGGAGUUGGAGUUGGGUGAAAGGCUGAAGUGUUUGAAUGAAGUGAUCAAUCAGACGAGCGAGAAUACGGAUAUGGAAGUGGGAAUUCGUGAUGAUAAUGGUGGUGAUGUUGCCGGCCGUUUGCUGAAGCGGCCAUGGCAGAUACGGUUCCCGAUUCUUCCCAUUCAUGCGGCUUCUUCCGGUUUGUUCAAGUUAUGAAAUUGUUGUUUCAGAUCAUCACUCGUCACCCUGUUAUGAGCGAGCCUACAUGGUUGAUAAACUUGAUAUAUAGCGUUAUUAUCAGAGCAGCCAUUUGUGAUUUUUGUGGAUUAUUAUUUUCAAAUAAUAAAUGCCUUUUAUUAUGGUGCA
This is a messenger RNA of Cuscuta epithymum, 994 nucleotides long. NCBI's taxonomy places the organism in Eukaryota, Viridiplantae, Streptophyta, Magnoliopsida, Solanales, Convolvulaceae. The record is from the annotation of a GenBank genome assembly.